AUGUCUGCUAAGGACAGCGAUGAUGAUGAAGAGGUGGUGCAGGUCGACAGGGACCACUUCAUGGAUGAGUUCUUUGAACAGGUUGAAGAGAUCAGAGGCUGUAUAGAAAAGCUGUCAGAGGAUGUGGAGCAGGUCAAGAAGCAGCACAGCGCCAUCCUGGCCGCACCCAACCCUGACGAAAAGACCAAGCAGGAGUUGGAGGACCUCACAGCUGACAUCAAGAAGACAGCCAAUAAAGUUCGCUCAAAAUUAAAAGCAAUCGAGCAGAGCAUCGAGCAGGAGGAGGGUCUCAACAGAUCAUCAGCGGACCUCAGGAUCCGCAAGACACAGCACUCGACGCUGUCACGUAAGUUUGUGGAGGUGAUGACUGAGUACAACACCACGCAGUCCAAGUACCGUGACCGCUGCAAGGACCGCAUCCAGAGACAGCUGGAGAUCACCGGGAGAACCACCACCAACGAGGAGCUAGAAGACAUGUUGGAGAGUGGCAAACUGGCCAUUUUCACCGAUGAUAUCAAAAUGGACUCUCAGAUGACCAAGCAGGCUCUGAACGAGAUUGAGACCCGACACACCGAGAUCAUCAAGCUGGAAAACAGCAUCCGCGAGCUGCACGACAUGUUUGUCGACAUGGCCAUGCUGGUCGAAAGCCAGGGAGAGAUGAUUGACAGAAUUGAGUACAACGUGGAACACUCCGUCGACUAUGUGGAGCGAGCCGUAUCCGACACCAAGAAGGCCGUCAAAUACCAGAGCCAGGCCCGCAAGAAGAAGAUCAUGAUCAUCAUCUGCUGCGUCAUCCUGGGCGUGGUCCUGGCAUCAACCAUCGGUGGCACGCUGGGCUUCUAAAAACUCCGCCGCCUGCCGCUGUGACGACCGACACCGACCGACCGUCUGACCGCCAGCAGAGAAAAAGAACACCGACGACAACAACAACACAAAAACUUGAAACACAAAUGCAAGACAGAUAACCAAUCAGCUAGGAAGAGAUAAUCCAAUCACAGAUAAGAGGAAACACUGCGGGGUUGGGUGGGGUUCAAAAAACAAAGACAAAAAAAACACAAUAAAAACGCCAUCACAUAAUAGCUGACUUAAAUACAUAACAUAUACAAAAAGAGGGUACAAAUAAACCUACUAUUUAAUACAGAUGUACAUGUAAAUGUAUUGAACAUAUGAAGCAACACAUGGGUUAGCCACCUGUAAAAAAUUAUGACCUAUAAUAUGACAUUUACUUGUUUGUUUGUUUGUUUUGCCUUUUUUUCUUAUUUUUUAACAGUUUCUUUCGUUUUUCGGGAGUCUCCGGACAGCGAUGGUGACUGCUGCUGGGUGCGAGUUCUGCAGGAAGAGCAUUCCAGAGCCAACUUUUAAAUGUUUGUUCCUUUCUUACAUUUGUUUUCUGGAACUGAGCGCAGUCGACUCCGAGAAAGAAUAAUCUUUUCAGCUCCGUCAGAAAAUUCUGGAGCUCAAGAACUCUGCACUACAUUCCGGAACAGGAAGGUUCCGGAGCACAGACAGGAACAGAGUGAGGUUCCGGAAUGCUGUCAGUUGUGGUUCCGGAAUGCCCUCAGUUAAGCUCCGGAAUGCUCUCAGUUGAUGUUCCGGAAUGCUCGCAGUUGAUGUUCCGGAACACAGUCCUGCAGGACGAGCACCCUCUGGCUUUGGUAGAACAAACUUUGUCCCCGUGUUUCUGGGAGGGAGGGACCGACCUCGCUGUUGGCUCAGCCACCUCUUUAGACCACCUCUCAUUGGUUGCUCACUCCUGUCAUUCACCUCAGUCAGCCUAUUAAAUUAGCUUAGACUCGCAAGGCAGACCUGCCACACGCCAUUAAAAAAGAGCGUGACACACCACCCACUGAGCUGUUUUUCUCAGCCACCUGAUUAGUUGGG
Messenger RNA from Morone saxatilis (striped sea-bass), 1881 nucleotides. It is a transcript of the gene stx1b, whose product is annotated as syntaxin 1B. Gene Ontology annotation, cellular component: SNARE complex; plasma membrane; endomembrane system. The record is from RefSeq and is a predicted model, not a curated record. Gene Ontology annotation, biological process: intracellular protein transport; vesicle fusion; exocytic insertion of neurotransmitter receptor to postsynaptic membrane. The transcript is spliced from 10 exons. NCBI's taxonomy places the organism in Eukaryota, Metazoa, Chordata, Actinopteri, Moronidae. Bases 1 to 843 code for a protein of 280 amino acids. Gene Ontology annotation, molecular function: SNAP receptor activity; SNARE binding.